CAUAUAAAAAUUAAAUAUCACCAUGGAACCGGUUAAAGAAGAAUUCGCAAGUUUAUCGUCAAUCUCCAUUACGUCCCGCAUCCCAGAUUUUUGGAAGAAAUCGCCGAAAAUAUGGUUUAUACAAACGGAAGCAGUUUUAACGCCACAGAAAAUGUCAGAUGAAGCGAAAUACCAAAUAGUAAUUUCUAAAUUAACGCCAGAAGUCAUCGAGCAAGUCACGGACAUUUUAAUUAGCCCGCCGGAGACAGGAAAAUAUGAAAAGUUAAAAAGAAGAUUAUUACAAAUUUUUGAAGAAUCGGAAGAUCGACAAAUAAAAAAAUUAAUUGGCGAAAUGGAAUUGGGUGAUCAAAAACCGUCACAAUUAAUGAGGAAAAUGCAAGAUUUGGCGCGUGGACGAGUAACAACAGAAACACUUCUAGUUUUAUGGCAAAAUUUAUUACCGCCGGCAAUAAGAGCUGUGUUAGCCGUAUCCGAGAGUAAAAGUGAAGAUAUUUUGGCAUCAAUAGCAGAUAAAGUUAUGGAGAGCAUGACACCUUUAAACUCGGUAUCAGCAGUUCAACAGUCCAGUUUAGGCAACAGUCCAGAAAAUAAUUUGAUUAGUGAGAUAGAAAAAUUAAAUAAUCGACUGAGAAGAUUGGAAACAAGAAAUAAUACAUCAAAUUUUAGAACGAGGUCACGAUCCAGGUCAAGAGGUAGAUUUCAACAUAAUCAAAGGCAUAAUCCCAAUUGGCUUUGUAAAUACCAUUACAAAUAUAAAAACAAAGCGACGAAAUGUGUGAAACCGUGCAACUGGAAACCUAGUCAGCGUGAGAAACCAGCGGAAAACUAGCAUCGGUGCAGCCAGCGACGGGUGCCUGCGACCGAGUCUACAGAAAUAACCGUCUCAGUGUUUUGGACAGAAAUUCAGGACUAAACUUUUUAGUUGAUAGUGGUGCAAAUGUGUCCGUCAUCCCGCGUAGUGUGGUGUAUGGUAAGGUUUAUGCAGAAGGUAAUAAAUAUAAAUUAUUUGCUGCUAAUGGAACGGAAAUUAAAACAUAUGGUAUUCAUUUUUUGUCUCUAGAUUUGGGUCUGAGACGACCGUUCCGUUGGAUUUUUAUAUUAGCGGAUGUAAAGCAACCAAUUAUUGGUGCGGAUUUCUUAGCUAAUCAUAAAUUAUUAAUUGAUUUAAACGGACGUAGAUUGAUUGAUCAAGUAACUAAUUUGAGUACUAAGGGAAAUAUCUCAAAUUCUACUGUGCCCACUUUAAAAACAAUUAUGGAAUGUCCAUAUUCCGAUUUAUUGAAUAAAUUCCCUGAUUUAACUAAACCUAUUUCUUACAAAGAGACGCCAAAACACGAUGUUUGUCACUAUAUCGAGACGACAGGA
Messenger RNA from Colias croceus (clouded yellow), 1365 nucleotides. RefSeq lists its product as uncharacterized. The record is from RefSeq and is a predicted model, not a curated record. Bases 23 to 829 code for a protein of 268 amino acids. Lineage: Eukaryota; Metazoa; Arthropoda; Insecta; Lepidoptera; Pieridae. The transcript has a single exon.